GUGUUUCUGUUUCUGUUUACAGGUGAGUGGCGAAGCGUUUUUGAAUACCCACUACCAAAUACUUAUAAGAAGACGUUCUAUUACCUGUUUUGUUUAAACGUCCAUUUGUUGGCAAUCAGAGAAGACGUACCUUCGGACGAUCAAUUCAAUCCAUUCAACGCUCUACUGCCGACCCUAUUCAAAAUGUGGAAAUUAAUUGUCGUAACUGCUUGCAUUAUUUUGGGGUCUUUGGAAUCUGAAGCUGCAAAACGCAAAUCCAAACGUCAAAUACCUGACUAUGACUUUGGAUUCGGAUCGUAUGCUCCUGAUUUUGGUUUCAUCGAUCCAUUUGCUUUCCAUCAGCAGUUGACUCAGCAAAUUUUGGCACAACAAGCCGCCCAACAGCAAGCUAUAGCCUCAACAUUUGUAAAUGGCGAUGCAAUGGUUUCUGCUGGGGCAUCUAAUAUGCCCGACUAUAUGGAUGAUGAAGAAGCCAUCUACCGUCAGCAACAGGCUCUCUUUGAUUAUGCCAGACGUCAGAGUCACUACAAUGGCAAAGGCAAUCGUUAUGCUCCCAACUACUCGGCCGCCGCUGCCUCAAUUGGACCCGGAGGUGCUUACCAAACGGCUUAUAUUAGUCCUGGCAAUCCCGCUAUUCCAAACAUCAGUAAUCGCUUUUCCUCGACCAGCCCUGGUGGCUUCAAGGGUGUGUCCGUCAGUUCCUACAGCAGCAGUUCCGAUGUCAAUGGCAAGCGCACCAGCAACCGUGGUGCCCAAACGACAAUCAACGAUAACGGACGCAUUACCACAUACAAAGUUAAUUCCUAGAUUCGACGCGUUAAGGCUAUCCCUUGAUUAUUUAUUCCCACCUUCACUGUUUAAUUUAUUUUCGAAAUUUAUUAAUUUAUGAUUUACUCAAGAACUGCGAAAAUUCUAAAGAUUCAUAUUAAAUAUUCUUAUUUAAUAUUAUUUAUACAUAUUUAGAAAGAAACCUUUUAUAUAAUAAUCUUCGAAAUUAUAACACACACACACAGACAUAAAGAGAAUGAAGUGAGAACAAAUAAUGCAAUUUUCCCAAUUCGCAUUUUUCCUUGAACUCAGCUGUGCCCCUUAAAGGCGAAGUUCAAUUUCAGUUUCAUUGUCACCGGAAACUAAUCGUUGAAUAAUAUGAAUGAUCUAUUGUUUAUUGAAUGAUAACGCUGAGACGAAAAAAAAAACAAGUAUUUUCUUAAAAUAAACUAUAAAUAACCAAGCGAUGUGAUAAGGAAUUAAAAAAAAAUAGCAUUAAGCCUACUUCAGUAGAUAUGAUCAUAAUUUAUAUCAGAGCGAAUGUUAAAUAAAAAUGUUACAAAAAAUCUAA
This is a messenger RNA of Musca domestica (house fly), 1339 nucleotides long. RefSeq lists its product as uncharacterized. The transcript has 6 exons. NCBI's taxonomy places the organism in Eukaryota, Metazoa, Arthropoda, Insecta, Diptera, Muscidae. The coding region runs from base 184 to 807 and encodes 207 amino acids. The record is from RefSeq and is a predicted model, not a curated record.